This is a messenger RNA of Hippopotamus amphibius kiboko, 4084 nucleotides long. It is a transcript of the gene CMTR2, whose product is annotated as cap methyltransferase 2. NCBI's taxonomy places the organism in Eukaryota, Metazoa, Chordata, Mammalia, Artiodactyla, Hippopotamidae. Gene Ontology annotation, cellular component: nucleus; cytoplasm. The transcript has 2 exons. Bases 599 to 2896 code for a protein of 765 amino acids. The record is from RefSeq and is a predicted model, not a curated record. Gene Ontology annotation, molecular function: methyltransferase cap1 activity. Gene Ontology annotation, biological process: 7-methylguanosine mRNA capping.
AAGUUAAUGACUAAAAUCAGACUUUUUCCAAAAUAGAAUAUGGUUGAAAUCUAAAAGUUAUAGUUUCUAGUAAACAAAGCGUGAAUUAGGACAGAAUAACUUGUUGUAGUAAACUUUCAUUUACCUUUAUUUAGGAUUUUAGGAAAUACCUCCACUUUGCCUUCUUUCAGAAAUUUGUCUAAAUGUAGCUUCUAACAGUUAACAACAACAAAAAGAUCUAAGUUAAGAAAAAUAUAUUAAUGAGUAAUUGUGACUGUUAUCCACAGUUUUCUUGCAACAUAAAUAUAGUGUAGCAAACAGAAAUGACUAAGAAGAUACUUGUUACUUCAAGAAGUUUACAAGCUAGCAGAAUAGACAGACUUGUAAAUAAUUUAAGCAAAAUGAAAAAGGUUGAAAAAAGUGUGUUAAGAGUACACAGUAAAUGCCAAUAGAAUAUGGUCUUCUGGCUCUUAUUGUGUUUAUUGUAGUGCUUGCUCACCUUUAUUUCCCAUUUUAAUCUUCAGACUGGUAUAGAAUGUACUGAUUAUGCUAAAUAAAUGCAGAACUCAUGAACUGAAGCACCUGUUGAUUAACGUGCCAAUUUUAAUUUAAUUUGAAAAUGAGUAAAUGCAGAAGGCUGCCACUGGGUUCAAGUCCAGAGACAUUCAGCCCAGAUGUUCUUGCUGAUAUUUUUGAACUCUUUGCCAAGAAAUUUUCUUAUGACAAGCCACUUCAUCAUGAGUGGCAGUUACCAGAUCCCAGUGAGAUUUUCACCUGUGACCACGUGGAAUUCAGUGCAUUUCUUGAUUUGAAGAACUCCCUAAAUGAAGUAAAAAACCUACUGAGUGAUAAGAAACUGGAUGAGUGGCAUGAGCACACAGCUUUCACUAAUAAAGCUGGGAAAAUAAUCUCUCACGUGAGAAAAUCUGUGAAUGCUGAACUUUGUACUCAAGCAUGGUGUAAGUUUCAUGAAAUUUUGUGCAGCUUUCCACUUAUUCCACAGGAAGCUUUUGAGAAUGGAAAGCUGAAUUCUCUACACCUUUGUGAAGCUCCUGGAGCUUUUAUAGCUAGUCUCAAUCACUACUUAAGAUCCCAUCGAUUCCCCUGUGAUUGGAGUUGGGUAGCUAAUACUCUGAAUCCAUACCAUGAAGCAAAUGAUAAUCUUAUGAUGAUUAUGGAUGACCGACUCAUUGCCAAUACCUUGCAUUGCUGGUACUUUGGUCCAGAUAACACUGGUGAUAUCAUGGCCUUGAAAUAUCUGACUGAACUUCAGAAUUUCGUAAACAGCAUGACUCCCAUUCACUUGAUCACUGCAGAUGGAAGUUUUGAUUGCCAGGGAAAUCCAGGUGAACAAGAAGCUUUAGUCUCUUCUUUGCAUUACUGUGAAGCUGUCACUGCUCUGAUGACUCUUGGAAAUGGUGGCUCUUUUGUUCUGAAGAUGUUUACUAUGUUUGAACAUUGUUCCAUAAACCUGAUGUACCUGUUGAACUGUUCUUUUGACCAAGUCCAUGUUUUCAAACCUGCUACCAGCAAGGCAGGAAACUCAGAAGUCUAUGUGGUAUGUCUCUACUAUAAGGGAAGAGACGAAAUCUAUCCUCUUUUAUCUAAGAUGGUGCUGAAUUUUGGGUCUGAAAUGACCAGGAAAGCUCUCUUUCCCCAUCACAUGAUUCCUGAAUCGUUUCUUAAAAAGCAUGAACAGUGUUGCGUGUUCUUUCAUAAAUACCAGCUAGAGACUAUUUCUGAGAACAUUCGUCUGUUUGAGUGCAUGGGAAAAGGGGAACAAGCAAAGCUGAAUAGUUUAAGGGACUAUGCUGUUCAGUAUUUCAUGCAGAAGUUUCAAUUGAAACCUCUUUCCAGAAAUAACUGGUUAGUGAAAAAAUCUAAUAUUGGUUGUAGUACAAAUACAAAAUGGUUUGGGCAGAGGAACAGAUACUUUAAAACCUACAAUGAAAGGAAAAUGCUGGAAACCCUUUCAUGGAAGGAUAAGGUGGCCAAAGGGUACUUUAAUAGUUGGGCUGAAGAACAUGCUGCAUAUCAUCCUGGGCAGAGUUCUCUUUUAGAAGGGCCAGCUUCCAAUCUUGAGUGUCACUUAUGGCAGAUUUUACAGGGAAAGAAACUGCCAAGGGUAAAGUGUUCUCCUUUCUGUGAUGGUGAGAUUUUAAAGGCUCUGAAUGAAGCAGUUGAAAAGUCAUUAGGAGGAGCCUUGAAUUUGGAUUCCAAGUGUAGGCCAAAACAGCAGUGUUGUUGUUCUUGUCACACUUUUUCUGAAGAAUUGAUAUUUUCUGAGUUGCUUAGCCUUACCAAGUGCCUUCGGGAUGAGCAGGAUGUAGAACCCAGCAACCAAGUAAAGUGCCUGCUUGUGGGCUUUCCAGCUCUCUGUGAUAUCAAAACGCAUAUACCAUGGGAAGUUCGACUCUUGGAAUCAGCUGAGCUCAUGGCUUUUAGCUGCUCGUUGCUUCAUGAUGGAGACCCAAGUUACCAGCAGUUAUUUUUGGACUGCCUUCUACAUUCACUGCAGCAGCUUCAUACAGGAGAUAUUAUGAUUUUGCCCAUACUUUCUUGUUUUACAAGAUUUAUGGCUGGUUUGAUCUUUGUACUCCACAGCUGUUUUAGGUUCAUCACGUUUUCUUGUCCCACAUCUUCUGAGCCCCUGAAGACUUGUGCAGUCCUGCUUUGUGUUGGUUAUCAGGACCUUCCAAACCCAGUUUUCCAGUAUCUGCAGAAUGUGAAUGAAUUGUUGAGUGCUUUGAUUAACUCUGAUGCACCCCAGCAGGUUUUACAGUUUGUGCCAAUGGAGGUGCUCCUUAAGGGCACAUUACUUGAUUUUUUGUGGGAUGUGAAUGCUGCCAUUGCUAAAAGGCAUUUACAUUUGAUUAUUCAAGGAGAGAGAGAAGAAAUCAGCAGCCUUCAGUUGUAAAGUUGAACAUCCUUUCUGAGAUUUAACUUUCUGGGCUUCUUACAGUUUCCAUUGUUAUUGCAUCCCUUUGCUAUUAAUUUAAAACCUUUUAUUUUGAGGAAAGGCCAACUUUUGCAUCAUUUAAAGUCUCAUUAUUUCUGGAAAGCCAUCAGCUAGUUCUGAUCUCUGGGGUAUAUACACUCACAGACAGAAUUUUCUUUGUGGUAGAAUAUAUGCAGUAAUGAUAUUCAACCUCAAACAUGAGAAGUGUGUAUGUGCUUGGGGUGAACACACACGUGCUUGCAUAUGCAGUUUAGUUGGUCUUAUUUAUCUGCUUAAGAUUUGCACCUGUGUGCCUUCAUUCAGAUUAGAUUUUUUUCCAACUAAUUUUCCCUCAAUGGCUAAUACUGUUAAUGAAUUGAUAGAGGUCUUUGAUGAAAGGAGGUGAGCCAGUCCUCAGCAACACUGAUUUCCUUUAAUAGUGACCAUGUCAGUUAUGGAUUUGGGGAACUCACCAUGCCAGACAUCUUGAUAUGUGCCAUUCAUGGCCCUUAGGCCAUCGAUCCAAUUAUAAAUAUUUUACUAACCACUACCAUCCAACUAGAAAGGAUAUCAGGACAGCUUUGAACCAAAGGUCAUGUUUAAAACAAUGGAAAAUUAUUGUGUCUAAAACACUCCUAUGUGAGUGAAAAGUUUCACUUAGCAAUGGUGUGGUAAUUUUUAACUUCGAGGAAAUUUGUGAACAAAAAGACUUUUUUUUAAUUGCAAAAUAAUGUUUAUAGUCUCAUACUGGGGACAUAUGACUGUGAUGACUGGAAAUCCUGAAGAGAAGUUUUAACACUUUCAGAAUGAUGGUACAACAGUAAAAAUUUUUAAAUCUUCACUGAUUCUUUUUUCAGUAUGAAAGUAGCACUUUACCAAAAGAUUAACCAUGAGAUGGUUGUCACUUAUGUUUGAUUUCUUUUGAGUUAUAUGUAUUUGUCAGUAUAAAUGGGCUAUUCUGGCCAAGUGUAUUAAGCAGAUCUUCAUUACUUUGAAAUUCCACAAAGUGAAGAAUAUUUGUAUUCUCAUGUGCAUUUUAGACAUAUUUGUUAGUUAUAUGAAAAAUAAAUGUGUUCUUUGACGUAUUUGGUUGAUAAAUAUUAAUCUGAAUUUUUUCAUGUUCUUUGUUAUUUUGAGUUCCAUUAUAGAUUCAUGAAUAAAGUCAUU